Molecule: messenger RNA, 398 nt
Organism: Trichobilharzia regenti
Lineage: Eukaryota; Metazoa; Platyhelminthes; Trematoda; Strigeidida; Schistosomatidae
Source: the annotation of a GenBank genome assembly
UAAAAUUGUCACAACUGGUCAACCCAUCAGAGCACGUCCUCGUCGACUACCACCCGAUAGGUUAGCAGCAGCCAAAGCUGAAUUCGAACACAUGAUGCAAUUGGGCAUCAUUCGGCCAUCCAACAGUCCCUGGUCCUCACCAUUACACAUGGUACCAAAGGCUGAUCAUGACUGGCGACCGUGCGGUGAUUACCGACGUUUAAAUAACGCCACUGUCCCAGACCGUUAUCCCAUCCCCCACCUGCAUGAUUUCUCUCUAACACUGCAGAGUAAGACUAUUUUCUCCAAAGUGAUUUAGUCAGAGCUUGCCACCAGAUACCAGUUGCUCCUGAGGACAUUGCGAAGACAGCCAUUAUAACACCUUUUGGCUUGUUUGAAUUCUUACGAAUGCCAUUCGG